Messenger RNA from Kwoniella shivajii, 2028 nucleotides. RefSeq lists its product as uncharacterized. The record is from RefSeq and is a predicted model, not a curated record. Lineage: Eukaryota; Fungi; Basidiomycota; Tremellomycetes; Tremellales; Cryptococcaceae. Gene Ontology annotation, biological process: calcium ion import across plasma membrane. The transcript is spliced from 3 exons. Gene Ontology annotation, molecular function: calcium channel activity. Bases 1 to 2028 code for a protein of 675 amino acids.
AUGUCAAAUGGACAAUCUCAUACCAGACCUAGAGGACGACGAAAGCGCUUCAAGCUAUUAUCGUUCAAUUACGUCGCUCUGAUAAUAUCAUCAAUAAUAUUACUGCCGUCCUGUCUGGCUCAAGAUAGUUCUGCUGUAUCCAGUACUUCUACAUUAUCUACAAGUACACGUACAACUCUUUCUUCCACACCCACUCAAAGCACUUCAUCAACUUCAACUAGAACCGCAACCACCUCAUCAUCAUCAUCAAAAUCAUCUUCUACAAGUAUUACUUCCAGUAAUCUAUCAACUCAAACAUAUUCCAUUCCAAGUUUACCUACAACAGUUACGAUUCCAUCAUUAAACAAAACAUCACCUUUAAUACAAAUCGUAUUUCCUUCAACUGAUUCAAUCUACUUGACAUUCACAAUAUGUACCUCUUUAACUUCCAACUCAACUUUACUACCUACAAUAUUAUUAGCAAAUACCGAUUCACCACCUGAAUCCAAUACCAACUCCAGCUCCAGCUCCAGCUCGACUGAUUCUAGUACCGUGUCGUUCGAUUUGGGUUCGAAAUCAGUCGUAGACCAAUCUUCUGGAGGUAUGAAAAGCACUGGAUAUAAUAGAAGAUCAAGUAAGAAUGGUCAAAACUGGUUGAUCAAUCUGAAUAAAGGUUUCGGUAAUUUCACAAUGAAUAACACUGAUACCGACAGUGAUACCAAUACCAACACCAAUACAGAAGACGGACAGGCGAAUUAUGUGAAUGUGUUAUUUGGUUUAGGAUUACAGAACGAUGGUGUGACUCUGAUAGAUGAAGUUGUAAAUCAAGAUGUGCAAGGUAAUUUGGUUAUACAAAUGACAGCUUCGAGAGAUGAUCCCUUACAAACCAUCACUUCCUCUUUACCAUUCUUGGGAGACACAACUUCGAAUCAAGCUUUGAUCUUCUCACCAUUGCUUUACACUUUAACCAAAAAUCAACCCACUUAUCCAAAUUAUACAUUAUCGAAUCCCCAAUCACCUUUCCCACCUCUUAACGAUAAUCUAUCACCUUCUUCUUCUUCUUCUUCACUUAUAUCAGGAAAUACUAGUUUAUCUGAUAAUUUAACUUUGUAUAUCGUCCCGACGGAUCAAUCACCCACCAAUGAUGGAUUUGGAUUAGAUUACUCUUCAUGUGCGAUCGAAUUAGCUGUGAACGAGACUGAAUCAAUAGGUGAUAACAAAGUAGUUGUGAAAACUAUAGAACCCGAAUGGUCUGAAAUAGAUAACACGAUUGGAUAUAGACAUCAUUGGGUUAUAGGUGGUCUGAACCCUUCAACUAAUUAUACUACUUGGUUAAAGGAUGAUAAAGGUGUCCUAGCAGGUCCGAUAUGGUUUACGACCAAGGAAGAAACAUUCCCUUGUCAAUUGGUAAUACCAACUUCCAUCUGUCCAUCAAUAGCUUAUUCAGCUCCAUUACCAAUCAACUCUACGGCAUCUUCAUCUCCCUCAGGAGGAUUGAUCUCAGAGACAUCACCAAUCCAAUCACUCCCAGAUAAUCUGACUUCCAUCAUCAAUGAGAAUUUAGAAUCUUUUUCAACUUCGUUAUUAUCUCAAGCAUGUGGUAGAGAUCUAUAUUCCCACGUUUCCAGUUGUUCAGAUUGUUUUGAUUCAUAUAGGAAUUGGUUAUGUCAUUUAUUGAUUCCGCAAUGUGCCAGUUCAAACUCAAGUGAUUCGUCAAGUUCAAGCUCAAGCUCAAGCUCAAGUUCCAACGAUACUAUCACGUCGGGUGUGCCAACACCUUCAACUAUACAUCGAUCUUCUUCCAGUCAACGUAAUUCAGGAUUAUACACAGCAUCAUACGAAUAUGAAGAAUUAUUACCUUGUUUGUCAAUCUGUAAUGAAGUCGAUAAAAAAUGUCCUGUGAAUAUGGCAUUUAGAUGUCCGAGAAGAAGAGUGAACGCAGAUCAAAGUUAUGCUUUUAAAGGUCUGUCAGAUGAAAAAGGUGAUGGAAGUGUUCAAGGUGGUAUUCCAUCAAACGACAUUUACGGUAAUAGAUGGUGUAACGGUUGA